Peronospora matthiolae is the source of this 1290-nucleotide messenger RNA. The record is from the annotation of a GenBank genome assembly. Lineage: Eukaryota; Oomycota; Peronosporomycetes; Peronosporales; Peronosporaceae.
AUGUUGUCGCGAGGGUGUCAGUUUGCAGCAUUUCGGCAGCGGAUAUUGCCGACAGCUCGUGGUGAUGGUUUGUAUCGCUCGAGCGUGCGUUAUAAACGCUCGAGUGCAAAAAGUGCGCGCGCAGGUGCUACUGCUGCUGGGUCCGACCGACACAUGGCGUUGACGAUGGCCAUUCGCCAGAUUGAAAGCAGUUUUGGUAAAGGUGCAGUGAUGCAAUUGGGAUCGACGAAAAUUGCUGAGCGCGUUGAAGUGAUUUCGUCUGGCUCGUUAUCGCUCGACGUGGCUCUGGGCAUUGGUGGUAUACCGAGAGGACGAGUGGUGGAGAUUUAUGGUCCCGAGAGCUCGGGCAAAACGACAUUAGCACUGAGCUGUAUCGCUCAAGCUCAGAAGACAGAGGGUGGCGUGUGUGCCUUUAUUGACGCGGAGCACGCGAUUGACGCUCACUACGCCAAGGCGUUGGGUGUCGACAUCGAUGCUCUUUAUGUCUCGCAGCCUGACUCUGGAGAAGAAGCGCUGGAGAUCGCUGACACACUGAUCAGGUCGGGAGCAGUCGACCUUGUCGUGCUAGACAGUGUAGCUGCGCUCGUGCCCCGAGCAGAGCUGGAAGGGGAAAUGGGAGACCAACAAAUUGCUCUGCAAGCACGACUAAUGAGUCAAGCUCUGCGCAAGCUGACUGGGUCACUAUCGAAGUCCAAUUGCACCAUCAUUUUUCUGAACCAAAUUCGGCAAAAGGUGGGUGUCAUCUUUGGAUCUCCUGAGGUAACGUCGGGUGGCACGGCGUUGCGCUACUAUGCUUCCGUGCGGCUGGACAUCCGCCGGAAGACGGCCAUCAAAGAGGGCGAUCAGGUCGUCGGUAAUGAGACGGUGGUCAAGGUGGCUAAAAACAAACUUGCGUCGCCUUUCAAGAUCGCGAACUUUGACAUGGUGUUUGGACACGGUAUUGACCGCCAGUCAGAGCUGCUCGAGUUGGGCGUUCAGCAUGGCUUGUUAAAGCGGUCAGGCGCGUGGUAUAGUGUCGCUGGGAGCGACGAACCUAUUGCCCAGGGUAAGGCAAAAGCCAAGGCAUAUCUGCAGGACAAUCCCGAGAUCGCGAAGGACCUGGAAGCGAAGUUGCGUCAGAUGCUUUUUGAGUCGAGCAGGGUGGAGGAGGAGGUUGCCGAGGUUACUGUUAUAGCGGACCUUAACUUGGUUGAUGAGGGCGAGGACGAGGACGAGACUAUCGCUUCCAGAACCGAGGAAGGUCGUAAUGGCGACAGUGAUAGUAGUGCUGACGACGAAAAAAACAUGUAA